AUGUCUCUCUUUGUAAUUUGUAUCUCCAGAUUGCCUCCAGUUAAUUUAUUCAUUUGCAAUGUUAUUUGCUUUUAUUUAUUUGUUGGAUUCUUCCUCCCAGGCUCUUUCCUUCUUUCUAUUUUAUUCUCAUGGCUUUUUCUCCCUUCCUUUUUCUUCCCAAAUUCUUUCUUUCUUUCUUUCUUUCUUUCUAAUGGAAUUUUACGUUUAAUCAGAUAUUACAUUAAAUUCAACGUUUCUCUAAUAUGCAUCCUUUUCUUUCUUUCUUUCUUUCUUUCUAUUUUAAUCUCUUGUCGUCUUCUGCCUUUUCCUUUCCUUUUUUCUACAAAAUUCUUUCUUUCUUUCUUUCUUUCUAUUUUAAUCUCUUGUCGUCUUCUGCCUUUUCCUUUCCUUUUUUCUACAAAAUUCUUUCUUUCUUUCUUUCUUUCUAUUUUAAUCUCUUGUCGUCUUCUGCCUUUUCCUUUCCUUUUUCUACAAAAUUCUUUCUUUCUUUUCUUUUUCUUUUUCUAUUUUAAUCUCUUGUCGUCUUUGCCUUUUCCUUUCCUUUUUUCUACAAAAUUAUUUCUUUCUUUCUUUCUUUCUAUUUUAAUCUCUUGUCGUUGCCUUUUCCUUUCCUUUUUUCUACAAAAUUCUUUCUUUCUUUCUUUCUUUUCUAUUUUAAUCUCUUGUCGUCUUCUGCCUUUUCCUUUCCUUUUUCUACAAAAUUCUUUCUUUCUUUCUUUCUUUCUAUUUUAA
Messenger RNA from Acanthosepion pharaonis, 732 nucleotides. Lineage: Eukaryota; Metazoa; Mollusca; Cephalopoda; Sepiida; Sepiidae. The record is from the annotation of a GenBank genome assembly.